AUGGGGUUCAGUGAAGUCGCACGUCGACUCAGCACAAGGCACGUGCCAUAUACCGAACGAAAAAAACAGGCCAUUUGGGCUGGCUCGACUACGGGAGUCCCAUGUUAUGAUAUCGGGCCGUGCGCUUCUUCGUGCAACGAAUUAGAGCGCGUCAAACUAGUUCGAUAUUUUAAUAACAUCACAUGGUUGAACUUGAGACUGUCAAAUGCAGUUCAGUGGUGUCAUGGAAGUGCAGCUGCGCUGAAAGACGAAGGUUUGCUGGGAGAUCACGUGCAAGAGGACGAGUGGGCUCAGUACCGGGGUGUUCUCGACAUAGAUGGGAACGUGGAUGCUUGGGGGUUGAGGUGGCGACUGGAAAGCGGUAGUGUAGUUUUCUUGGUGAAGUCAUCAUACGAGCACUUUUUUAGCAACUCACUUGUCGAUGGAACGCAUUAUGUACAUAUGUAG
Messenger RNA from Micromonas pusilla CCMP1545, 447 nucleotides. RefSeq lists its product as uncharacterized. The transcript has a single exon. The record is from RefSeq and is a predicted model, not a curated record. NCBI's taxonomy places the organism in Eukaryota, Viridiplantae, Chlorophyta, Mamiellophyceae, Mamiellales, Mamiellaceae. The coding region runs from base 1 to 447 and encodes 148 amino acids.